Molecule: messenger RNA, 1185 nt
Organism: Mangifera indica (mango)
Lineage: Eukaryota; Viridiplantae; Streptophyta; Magnoliopsida; Sapindales; Anacardiaceae
Exons: 1
Coding region: 65-1006 (313 amino acids)
Cellular component (GO): membrane
Source: RefSeq, a predicted model, not a curated record
UCCUGUUACAUCUAUUAAAAUAUACCUCUCAAGAAAAUCAAGAAGAAAAAACUCCAUCAUUCACAUGGGUUCUCCUUUCUUUCUAGGAUUGGUAAUUCUGUCAGUUGCAUCGGUAAAAGCUGAAGCUGAAGGGAUCAAAUCAGUUCGUCUUCUUGAUCUUGUCAUCAGGGACUACACAUUCAAGUCCUUAGACAACCACUUGAGGACGGGAACACUUCACAAUGUACAUUUACCGGCAAAUCUCUCCGGCAUCAAAGUGGACACAGUGAGAUACAGAUGCGGCAGUCUACGAAGAUACGGCGCACAUGUAAAGGAAUUUCAUAUAGGGAUUGGUGUAACUGUGCAGCCAUGUUUGGAGAGAGUUAUGGUAGUUAGGCAAUACCUUGGCUAUAACUGGUCUUCUAUAUAUUAUUCUAACUAUGAUCUAUCCGGAUAUCAACUUGUGUCACCUGUUUUAGGCCUCCUAGCUUAUAAUGCUGGUACCAAUAUCGAUUUCAAUAACCGUUUUCAGCUUGGAAUUCUUGCUAAUCAAAAGCCUAUCAUCAUAGACUUCAGAAAUGUUACUGCAGCUAGAGUCUCCAAUGUGUCGGGAAUCAAACCAUUGUGUGCUAACUUUCAAGGAGACGGGAAAGUGAUACUCACAAACCAGGUAUCACCCUUUGUUUGUGUUGCAACAAAGCACGGCCAUUUUGGUUUGGUCACGGCUCGUCAGCCACCGCCAACACCACCGCCGCAACCAACCGAAUAUAGUAAGAAGAAGAUUAGCCGAUGGAAACUUGCAGUGGGGACUUCAGUUGGCUCUGCUGUGGGUGCAUUUCUUCUGGGAUUGCUCUUAGUGGCAAUGUUUGUUAAGGUAAAGAAGAAGGCAAGAAUGGAGGAGUUGGAGAGGCGGGCUUAUGAAGAAGAGGCUCUGCAGGUUUCAAUGGUUGGGCAUAUCAGAGCGCCGACAGCAUCAGUUACAAGAACAUUUCCAACAAUUGAACAUGAGUACAUAUCUUGCUCUUGAUUUUUUUUUUUUUUUUGACUUAUCUUAUAUAUGAUUAUUCUUUUUGUAACAUUAGUUGAGAAGAAAGAAAUCAGGGACAACUCUGUUUCUUGAUCUCUGAUUAUUCAUAUUUCUUAUGUCUCAGGUUUGGAUUUCUUUUUCUUUUUAGUUUCUUUGGUUACUGAAUCCACUUUGAACAG